AAAAUUCACUUUUCCCAAAGAUGCUGCUUUUUUUAUUCCCUAAAAUCCAAGAAAAAAGUGGGGUCCGCAGCCCUCUUGCCUUCUAAAUCCGCCUGUAUUGCUAUAUUAGAGAUAACGAAUUUCUUCACCGUUCGAAAUUGCAGUUGUAACUAAUUUGUGGUCCUCCUGUUAAAACUAGUGGGAUUCCAAUCAUGGGCCGAACAAUGCCAGGAUCGACCACAUGGCAGGAGGGGGCCGAACAGGCGCAUGGUCUGCCAGGACAAACGAUAAAGGACAGUGGAUUCAAGUGAAUCUUGGUAAAAUUAUGGAAGUAACCAAAGUAGGCAUGCAGGGCAGGCAGGAUUAUGCGCAGUGGGUAACGAAAUACAGGGUGUCUUACAGCAUGGACGGUCAACACUUUACCACCCAAAAUCAGGUAAGUAACAAGCUCCCUCUUUUAAAAUUUACUAUCACAUACAACGGCAGCAAGGAUCAAAAUACCGUUGUCAUUAAUGAUUUGAUCCAGCCAAUCCACGCCCAGUACGUUCGAAUUCUUCCCCAAGAAUGGCAUGCACACAUUUCAAUGAGAAUGGAGUUGUAUGGUUGUGAAUCAAGUAAGUUGUAAUGUUACCCAUGACUUUUCCUCAUAAAGACAGUCGUAUCACUUACCACACCAUGUGACACUUUGUUGCGAUAUUCUUUUAACUAAGUUCCAUGCAGAAUACUAUCCUCACAUAAGACUGUCUCAGUAAAAAUUAA
Molecule: messenger RNA, 738 nt
Organism: Orbicella faveolata
Lineage: Eukaryota; Metazoa; Cnidaria; Anthozoa; Scleractinia; Merulinidae
Product: EGF-like repeat and discoidin I-like domain-containing protein 3
Source: RefSeq, a predicted model, not a curated record